AUGCGCCUAAAACAUUUGUCAAAUGGAUCUAUUGAAUUUGACGAAAAUCUCCAAGUUAUCAAUGAAUUUGCAGAUUCUUGGAAUGCCGAAAGAACUGCCUAUGUUAUGGAAUUAGCUUAUGCUAUGUAAGUAAAUAUCUUUAUUGAUUUUUUUAAAUUAUUUUUUCCUUCUAGCGCUAUUCCAAAUCCCGAAAAACUCAACAAACAUUAUGAAGUUUCAACUGACGAGGUAAGAUUUCUUGAAAAUAAUUCUAAUUUCUAGAGAAAAAUUUCAGACAUAUGGAGAGAUUCGACUUCAUCAAUUGGAAAAACUCUUGGAGCAUGUUAAACUCACAAAAUCCUCGAUUUUCCUAGAUAUUGGCUCAGGAGUCGGUCAAACAACCAUUUAUAUGGCUUUGAGGAAAAAGGUGAUUUCUUUUUUUGAGAUUGUAAGUUCAACAUAUUAUAAAAUUCAGUUCAAAAAAUGCUACGGAAUCGAAAUCUCAACUCUUCCCAUUAUUAUGUCAACAGUUCUCGAAGAAGUCACCAAAAGAGUUUUCAAACUUCUUGGAAUCAACACAAAUUUCUAUUCAUUGAAAGAGGGCGAUUGUAUGGAUCUUCAAUUUGUUCCAAUAAUUCGAGAAUGCGAUGUUAUUUUUAUCAAUGAUAUGAAAUUCACACCAGAACUCAGAGAGAAAAUCACUGAAAUGUUGGUUGCAAGAAUGAAAGAUGGUGCAACUGUUAUUACUAGUGGAGGAGCGUAAGUUUUUAAUUUUUUGAUUUCGUAUAAAAAUCAUGAGAUUUGUAGAUUGGGAUUGGAAAACAGAAGAAGAAUCAAUGUUCGAAACAUUAACAAUUUGAAAGCCUAUUUCGAAACUGUAAAAGUAAAAGGGGAAAUUGAUGGAGUUAGCUGGACUUCAAAGCCAGCAGAAUUCUGGAUCAACAAACUCAACAGAAAAAGAGUAAGUUUUCCAUCAUCAUUAUCUUCUUUUUUGAAGAAGUUACCCAUUUUUCAGGUUCAAGCAUUCAAGAGUCAUGGAAAUUAUUAA
Messenger RNA from Caenorhabditis angaria, 1027 nucleotides. The record is from the annotation of a GenBank genome assembly. Lineage: Eukaryota; Metazoa; Nematoda; Chromadorea; Rhabditida; Rhabditidae.